This is a messenger RNA of Rotaria socialis, 567 nucleotides long. NCBI's taxonomy places the organism in Eukaryota, Metazoa, Rotifera, Eurotatoria, Philodinida, Philodinidae. The record is from the annotation of a GenBank genome assembly.
AUGCGUCUUGCUCUUGUGAUUCUAGUGUUGGUUGCAGUCAUCCAGCUAAGCUCUAGUGCGUUGACUGUAACUAUAAGACUCUUAGAUAGAAAUGAGUAUAACCUGAAAUGGAAAUAUGGUGCUGCUCAAACAAUCAAAUGGAUUACUAUUCAUAAUACAGCCAAUAAAGCAUCAGCUGAUAAUGAAGCUAGUUAUCUAAAUACUCGUCGUGAUAAUCAGUACAUAUCAUUCCACUAUGUCGUUGACAAUAUACAUGCAAUUCAACUUUUACCAGAUAACACUCAUGGUUGGCAUGCAGGUGAUGGCAGUGGUGAGGGCAAUAAAGCUUCAAUUGGUGUUGAAAUUGCUCAAUCUACAAACGAUAAUAUUUCUAUUCGCGAUGCAUCAAUUGAAAAUGGAGCUCGAUUAGCUGCACGAUUACUCAAGCGCUUCAACUUCGGUACUGAUCGACUUCGUAAACAUCAAGAUUGGAGCGGAAAAGUUUGCCCACAUGACAUUCUUGGUCGAUACGGUUGGGCUAAUUUCGUCAAUUUGGUUCAACAAAAGAUGAAUUCAGGCGACUACUGA